AUGACCACCCUCUUAUCCUUCACUCCGCGACCUCUCAGGGUUCGAGCCUCCGCAAUCGCUUCCAUUACCAACCUUCACUUUCACACUCAAGGUGGAUCGCCGGAUAGGGAGGAGGUAAUGAUAAUCAAGAACCAGGAGGAAGAAGCUUGGUUUGUUAAACUCGCGUCGACGCUCUUCUUCGUCAAUUUGCGUUCUUUGGAUCCUUGUUUGUCAUAUCUUCGAGGGAAGUUGACCCCUUCGAUUGCGGUCGAGGUGAUUAAGAGGUUUAAGGACGUCCCUGAAGUAGGGUUCAAGUUCUUGGAGUUCAGUAGAUCGAAUUUGAGCCUAAUCCAUUGCUUUGGUACUUAUAAUUGGAUGAUAAGGUCAUUUUGUCAAAUGGGUAUGCUUGAUAUGGCGGAACUUCUGUUUCAUUACAUGAGGGGAGACGGGCAUUUUCCUGAUGGUAAUCUGUCGUGGUUUAUGAUUACUGAAUUCGUUCGAGCUCGAAGAUUCGAUCUCGCCGGUAGUUUACUCUCAGAGCUGAGGGGAAUGGGUGUUCAGAUUAGUCCUUUUCUGUAUAAUAACCUGUUGAAUGAACUGGUCAAGUCGAAUCAAGUGCAGGAAGCUAUCAUUUUGUUCAAAGAGUUUCUGGCAUUGCAGGCUAGUCCCGAUACUUGGACUUUCAACAUUCUAAUCCGUGGUCUUUGCAGAGUAAGGGAGGUUGAUAAAGCAUUCGAGUUUUUGAACGAUAUGAGGAGUUUCGGUUGUUUGCCUGAUAUUGUUACGUACAACUCUCUUAUAAAUGGACUCUGUAGGAUAAAUGACUUGGAUAGAGGCCGUGGGUUAUUGCAGGAGCUGCAAUCUAGCAAUGAUUGCUCCCCAGAUGUUGUCAGUUACACUUCAGUUAUAUCAGCGUUUUGCAAAUCGGGGCAGAUGGAGGAUGCUUAUAUUCUUUUCCAGGAGAUGAUUAGGACUGGGGUUAAGCCCAGCACAAUCACUUUCAACGUUCUAAUUGAUGGAUAUGGCAAGGACAGUAACAUGGUUGCAGCAGAAGCCAUCUACGAAAAGAUGGGCCAUUUCGGUUGCUCUCCUGAUGUGGUUACUUUCACUUCCUUGAUCGAUGGUUAUUGUCGAAGUGGACAGGUGAACAUGGGUUUGAAGCUUUGGGAUGCGAUGAGAACUAGAAACAUGAUGCCCAAUUCGUAUACAUAUUCCAUUCUUAUUAAUGCUCUUUGCAAAGAGAAUAGACUUCAUGAGGCUCGUGGGUUUUUGAAUGAACUAAAGUCGAGUAAUGUCGUGGCACGACCAUUCAUGUAUAAUCCGGUAAUUGACGGGUUUUGCAAGGCAGGAAAUGUGAAUGAGGCAAAUCUCAUUGUCCAGGAGAUGGAAGAGAAGAAGUGCAUUCCUGACAAAGUGACAUUUACCAUACUCAUUGUUGGUCACUGUAUGAAAGGUAGAAUGGCUGAUGCAAUUGGUAUUCUCAAUAAGAUGUUGACUAUUGGUUGUGCCCCAGAUAGCAUUACCAUAAGUUCGUUGACAUCUUGCCUUUUGAAAGCUGGGAUGGCUAGUGAAGCAUACCGAGUAAAGCACAUGUUAGUUCAGGACCUCAACUCAGGUCAAUCAAGUUGUAGGAAGAUUGACCAUCUUAUUAGAGCUAGAGAUAUCCCUGUGGCAGCUUGA
Molecule: messenger RNA, 1659 nt
Organism: Linum tenue
Lineage: Eukaryota; Viridiplantae; Streptophyta; Magnoliopsida; Malpighiales; Linaceae
Source: the annotation of a GenBank genome assembly